CGCCUCUUCCUGCGCCGGGCGGGGGCGGGAGCGGCACCGGGACCGGAGCGGCGGCACCACCGGCAGCGGCAGCGGCGGGAGCGGAGCGCGGCUCUGCGCGGGGAGCAUGGAGAUGGAGAAGCGCUUGACGCUGGAGCUGCGCAACAAGAAGCCGGGCGAGGUGAAGGAGCUGGUCUUGGAUAACUGUCGCUCGGAGGACGGGAAGGUGGUUGGUCUCUCCUCGGACUUUGAGAACCUGGAGUUCCUCAGCAUGAUUAACAUCAACCUGCUGUCUGUGUCCAACCUCCCCAAACUCAACAAGCUCCGGAAGCUGGAGCUGAGUGAUAACAGGAUUUCUGGUGGCCUUGAAGUUCUAGCAGAGAAAACUCCCAACCUGACACACUUGAAUCUCAGUGGCAACAAGAUCAAAGACAUCAAUACGCUGGAGCCCUUGAAAAAGCUGCCCAACCUCCACAGUCUGGACCUCUUCAACUGCGAGGUGACGAUGCUCAUCAACUACCGGGAGAGCGUGUUCGCCCUCCUGCCCCAGCUCACCUACCUGGAUGGCUUUGAUGCUGACGAGCAGGAAGCCCCUGACUCAGACCCUGAAGCAGAUGGGGAUGCACUGGAAGAUGAGUAUGAGAAUGGGGAAGAAGGUGAGGAAGAGGACGAUGAUGAAGAGGAAGAUGAUUUGGAUGAAGAAGUCAUUGAUGAUGAAGAAGAUGAAGAUGAUGACCUGGAAGGUGAAGAGGAGGAGGAUGGAGUAGAUGAUGAGGAGGAAGAUGAGGAGGAAGAUGGUGAGGAGGAUGAAGAGGAUGAAGCUGAAGAUGACCAUCCGUGUGGGCAGAAGAGAAAACGAAGUCUAGAGGAUGAAGGAGAGGAAGACCCAGAGGACGAAGAGGACGAUGAGGAUGACUGAGCCCAGCGAGCCAAUCAGUUUUACAGACUCUGACUGUGCUUGUCUUAAACCUCCCCGUUGUGUCUAUGUGAGACUGUAAAUCCCCAUCUCCCACUCCUCCUCCUCCCCCCUUUGUAUGGCUGCAGCGUCCACAAUAUAUUUUUUUAAGAUUUAGAAUACUGUAGGCAUUCAGGGGAAUCUUCCAUACAAGGCUCACUUUUUCUCACAAGUUAUCUCAUGACCAAAGGCUUUUCUCCGUUCGGUGGUUUGUGCAGCAGCUUGCAAAAAAAAAAACAAAAAAAAAAAAAAAAGAACAAAAAAUCCAAAAGAAAAAAAAAAAGAGAAAAAAAUCUCCUCCUUAGGGUAUCUUUGUGUCCCAAAUCAGCUGUGCCACACUGGAUCCAGAGCUCCAGCUCAUACCCAGCCAGCACUGAAGGUCUUUGCCAUCCCUCAGACCAGCUCUCUGAAGACUCUUGAGCCACCUUGGGUGGAGAAUCUGGUUCAUCUCCGUGGACUCGAAGUGAAAAUGAUCCCUGAGGGUGUCUGAUCUGAAAUCAUGGUGAUGUGAUCUCUGGACAUGCUUGAAGAUGCUUUAGUGCUGGGGAUGUGGGGUUUUGGGGAGGGGAGGGGGGGCUGCUUGCAUGACCUGGUACCUCUGACCAUGCACCUUGCAGUAGCCCUGCACUUGCUUUCCUAUUUUAUUUGAUAAACUGGAAUAUUUUUCCCAGUGGCCACCUAAUAUAUACCAGGUGGGUCAGGUUUUUGCCUUUGCCGUGGUGAGGCUCCUCCAGGGCAGCCUUUGGGAAGGGAUAGGAAAUCCAGGUGAAGGGAUACUGCACUUCCAUCAGACUCCAUUUUUCACUGUACAGAACAGCCACUAUCACUGUGAUGCUCCUAACUCGGCGUUCCCCGGAGACCGUGUUAGCCUGUGAAUUCUCAGGGUCCUUCUGCCAGCCAGUGCCAGCUCUGGACAGCCUGGCAUUGCAUCCUCCUCCUCCCUUCCCAGCACGGAGCAGAAUUCCAGCUCUCCCCUCAGUGGGGCCUGUGUCCCUUCACCCCAUGGGCGCUGGAAGGAGGAUUUGGGGGAUCCAGCCAGGAGCAUUCCCAACCCCAUUCCCACCUUCCCUGUUCCUGGAGGUGUCCAGCCAGCACAUCCCUUGGGAGAACUGGCUCUUUGGCACCCAGGGGGGUCCCUGCUGGGUGCUGGGGGGGUGGGGGUCACUGCUGUCCUGCUGUCGGGGCUCCCGCGGGUGCAGACAUGCACUGGCACUUUGUGGCAUUCCCGGUGGGUGCUCCGGGCCAUCCCGAGACUCCAGCCCUUCUUCCCUCAGAGGAGUGGUGUGUGUUGCAGCACAUCCCAUUGCUCUUUGUUCUCGCUGUUGUCUCUUGCAUUGUACAGUCGCUGUAACCAUUCGGAGAAGAACUAAUCCUGUAAAAUGCAAACUGAGUAACUUAUAAAUGUUUUAAGGAAUUUUUAAAAAAAGAAACGUCAGAGCAGCAGUUCUAAUUUUUUUUUCCCUGCAUUUUUAGCAGAUUGUAUGGAUUUUAUAUUAGCCUAGUAACUGUCAGGUUUUGAUUGGUCAGACUAGUCCCAGAAAUAAGGAUCUCCAGCCCUUUUGUAUCUUUUGUUACAAAAUUUGGAUAAAACUUUAAUAAAGACUUCAGUUUUUAAAAAUC
Molecule: messenger RNA, 2554 nt
Organism: Pseudopipra pipra
Lineage: Eukaryota; Metazoa; Chordata; Aves; Passeriformes; Pipridae
Product: acidic leucine-rich nuclear phosphoprotein 32 family member B
Exons: 7
Coding region: 107-898 (263 amino acids)
Biological process (GO): regulation of apoptotic process
Cellular component (GO): nucleus
Molecular function (GO): histone binding
Source: RefSeq, a predicted model, not a curated record